This is a messenger RNA of Cydia amplana, 1370 nucleotides long. RefSeq names its product ATPase ASNA1 homolog. Gene Ontology annotation, molecular function: ATP hydrolysis activity; ATP binding. The transcript has 5 exons. The record is from RefSeq and is a predicted model, not a curated record. NCBI's taxonomy places the organism in Eukaryota, Metazoa, Arthropoda, Insecta, Lepidoptera, Tortricidae. Gene Ontology annotation, biological process: post-translational protein targeting to endoplasmic reticulum membrane. Gene Ontology annotation, cellular component: GET complex. Bases 81 to 1091 code for a protein of 336 amino acids.
AUUGCACUAAAUACAGGAAUACUCGUAUGUUGCCGCAUGUUUACAGUUUUAAAUAUUAAUUUGACUCUGCAACUGUAAUCAUGGGAGACAAUCAAGCUUUAGAUGUGUUGGAGCCUUCUCUGCGUAAUGUUAUAGAACAGACGUCCUUGCGAUGGAUAUUCGUUGGAGGAAAGGGUGGUGUUGGCAAAACUACGUGCAGUUGUAGUCUUGCCGUCCAACUUUCGAAGGUUCGCGAAUCGGUGCUCAUUAUUUCAACUGAUCCGGCCCACAACAUAUCAGAUGCAUUCGACCAGAAAUUCUCUAAGGUCCCCACAAAAGUGAAAGGGUUUGAAAACCUAUUUGCAAUGGAGAUUGAUCCCAACGUGGGAUUGAACGAGCUGCCGGAGGAGUACUUCGAGGGAGAGACGGAGGCCAUGCGGCUGGGCAAGGGAGUCAUGCAGGAGAUCGUUGGAGCUUUCCCUGGCAUAGAUGAAGCUAUGAGCUAUGCUGAGGUAAUGAAACUAGUGAAGGGCAUGAACUUCAGUGCAGUGGUGUUUGACACCGCACCCACGGGACACACCCUGCGGCUGCUGUCGUUCCCACAAGUGGUGGAGAAAGGACUUGGAAAACUUAUGCGGCUCAAAUCAAAGGUGGCCCCCUUCAUCAACCAAGUGGCAGCCCUCUUCGGAUUGGCAGAAUUCAACUCGGACAUGUUCAGCAACAAAAUGGAUGAGAUGCUCUCAGUGAUCAGACAAGUCAAUGCACAAUUCAAAGAUCCCAACCAAACUACGUUUGUUUGCGUGUGUAUAGCGGAAUUCCUCUCCCUGUAUGAGACUGAACGGCUGGUCCAAGAGUUGACGCGCUGCGGAAUUGAUACUCACAAUAUAAUUGUUAAUCAGUUACUACUGCACGCAUCUGCGCCGUGCCAGCUUUGCGCCGCUCGCCACAAGGUCCAAGAGAAAUAUUUGGAGCAAAUUGCAGACUUGUAUGAAGACUUUCACGUUACUAAACUACCCCUAUUGGACAAAGAAGUCCGCGGGGCAGCCGCCGUCACCUCUUUCUCGGAGCACUUGAUCCAUCCCUACACAGCCUCGCCUUCCACAUCCACAUGAAUUAUUUAUUCAUAAUAAACCAUAUCAAAGUUUGAUCCAAAUGUUGUGGUGGUCUCAAAACUUCAGUAGGAUUUAUUUAUUACUUAAUUAUGUAUUCUAUAUUCAGAUUAUUUUGGCAAAAGGUGCUAUCCCUAACAAUGGAGACUGUUUAUAAGUUUUUUUUUUUCAUAGUUGUACCUAGUGUAAUGUUUGGAUUAAAUAAUUGUCUACAAGUGAGACUUCAAACGUUCAUUAGUAUAUAUAGAACUGUCCAUCCUAAUAAAUGUAAAUAACACCUGA